This is a messenger RNA of Hyposmocoma kahamanoa, 3043 nucleotides long. Its product is annotated as nucleolar protein 14. NCBI's taxonomy places the organism in Eukaryota, Metazoa, Arthropoda, Insecta, Lepidoptera, Cosmopterigidae. The coding region runs from base 1 to 2904 and encodes 967 amino acids. The record is from RefSeq and is a predicted model, not a curated record. The transcript has 11 exons. Gene Ontology annotation, cellular component: small-subunit processome; Noc4p-Nop14p complex; nucleolus. Gene Ontology annotation, biological process: maturation of SSU-rRNA.
AUGGUUAAAGUCAAAAACAAGCGAAACUCGGGACUCGCUGACAAAGUGCAUAACAAACGGAAGGCUGAUAUUAAAAAUAAAAGGUUGAAUCCAUUUGAAGUUCAUAUAAACAAAGAAAAGAUUAAAGUUUUAGGUAAAAAAUCGAAACAUGAUCGUGGGUUGCCUGGUGUUUCGCGCGCUAAAGCCAUACAGAAGAGAAAAGAAACCCUGGGCACAGAAAUGAAGCUCAUGAAUAAGACUAACACAUUCAUAGACCGUCGUAUUGGUGAGAAGAACAACCAGCUGUCGGCUGAAGACCGUAUGAUUGCAAGAUUUGCUGCAGAACGUGCAAAGCAGCAUGGCAAAAAGAACAUUUAUAACUUGGCUGAUGAUGAGAUAUUGACUCACAGAGGACAAACAUUAGAGCAAAUAGAAAAGUUUGAUGAUCCCAAAUCAUCAGAUGAUGAAGAUGAAGAAGGAAGAAAAUUCGGUGGAUUGGAUGACGAAUUCGUGUCCGAAGGCCACUUUGGUGGAGGUAUUCUAUCAAAAACAGAGCAAGAUGGAGCUAAAUCGCACAAGGACCUAAUAGAGCAGCUCAUAGCCGAAUCCAAGAAGCGUAAAGCAGAAAAACAGAAAGAAAAAGAGCAAACUUUAGACUUGACAGAAAAGUUGGACAGUGAGUGGAAGGAUUUGCAACCUGUAGUAUUCAAGCGGCCAAGGAUGGAGGAAAAAAAUGAAGAAUCAAUUAUUGAUAAGUUGUUAAGUAAAACCGAGAAGAAAAGUGCUGAUUACGAUAAGAUGAUGAGAGAAUUGAAGUUUGAUAGACGAGGCACUCCAUCAGACGGGUUGAAGAACGACGAAAAGCAAGCUAAAGAGGAACGGGAGAAACUGGAAAAGCUGGAGAAAGAGAGGCAAAUGAGGAUGUACGGUGAUCACGAGAUAGAUGCGCCCAAAGUGCAACAAACUGCUGCUAAACACAGAUCGGCUGAUGAUUUAGAUGACAAUUUCGAAUUAGAGGACGAGAAAGAAUUCAUGCUGGCUUAUGACAAAGAUGGAAAACCUCUGGUGCCCGAUGAUAUAUUGAAGACUUACUCAGUUCCAAACGCUAAGCCGAAAUUUGAAGACGGUAUAUCAGAUACGUCAGAAGAAGAUGAUGACGAUGAUGAAGACGGUGAUAGUGAAGGAGAUGAUAAUGAUGAAAUAGCACAAGACGACGAAAAAGAAGUAGAAUCUAAUGAGCAGUCUGAUGAUCAAAGUGAUGAUGAAAGCCAAAUAAAGACAUGUAAUGAAAACGUUAAAGUGAACAGAGAAGUUGAUGCUGUUGAAAAUAAACAAAAAGGGAAAGAUGCAAACACAAAAGAUUUAGAAAGAAAUAAUAAGCAAAAAGAUAAAGAUGUGAAAAGUAGUGCAGGAAAAGGAUCACUUAAAAUUUCUAAGAGUGAUGAAUUAUCAAACAAUGAUGAAAAUGAAGGUUCAAAUGACGACAAAGAGAUUAAUAAUGAAGAAUCCAGUGGGGAAGAAAGUGAUGAUGAAGAAUCAAGUAGUGAAGACGGAGAUAAAAAUGAUGAUUUCAGAGAUUUGAAGGUGUCCGAUGAAGAGAGCGGUGAUGAACUGACAGAGGAUGUUGAAGACAAAAUUACACUGUUCUUCGAUGUUAAAGGUGAUGAAGGAGAGAAUUUAAAGGAUCUUCUGUCAGACAAAACGCCUACCCAACAAUCUACUACUUUACAAAAAUUGAUUCAAAGUUACGAUCCCGGAUUAUCCGAGAAUAACAAAGAAAAACAAAGCCGGCUAUUUGCUCACAUGCUUCAAUAUAUUAACGACAUAUUCACCGACCUACAAAACGAAGGAGAUGUUAUUAAAGCAUUUUUGAUAUUUGACAAACUUGCUCCACAUUUCUAUUCUUUAACACAAACAAACAAAGUGUCUUCUAAGAAAUUUAUAGUCGAAUUACUAAAAGAAAAACAUGACAAAUUCAAAAAGAAUCCCAGAAAGGUUCCCGAUUUAGAUACGUUGAUAUUUUUCAAAUUAGUAUCAUUACUGUAUCCUACUUCUGAUUUCAGACAUCCAGUAACGACGCCAUCUUUAGUUUUUAUGUCCGAAAUUCUUACUUUAUCCAAAUUCAAUAACGCAUAUUCGGUUUCAAGGGGAUUAUUUAUUGUUGCGUUAGUUCUAGAAUACACAGCUUUAUCAAAAAGAUUUGUUCCAUCUGCCAUAAACUUUUUAAGAGGAAUAUUAUAUUUGGCGGCAAAUACUUCCAUAUUAAAUCCUGUACAAGUCGUCCCGCCAUUCAGAUUACACAAAGACGCCAAAAUUUUGAAUUUAGCAGACGAUUGUAGCGAAAUGGAAGUCGGCGACAAAAUGGCGGCAAGAGAUUUAGUUUUAAAAACCAUUGACAAUGGUUUUAAAAUAACCAGUUUAUUAUCAUGUGCGAUGAUGUUAAAAGAGUUUUUCAAUAAUUUUAAUGACUUGGAAGCUCAGGAAUGCAUUAUUAAGCCGCAUUUACAUCUGUUUAGUUGGAUCGAUUUGGAGUUAUAUCCAAAGAAAGUAGCGAGCAAAAUAACCGAGACGGUGAAAUUUAUAAAAGAAGGCUUAGAAAUGAAGACAUAUACACCGUUGUCGAGGGAAAAGAAGAAGCUUAAGAUCUUAAGAUUAUACGAACCAGAUUUCCAAGAAUUCUUCACGGAUAGCAAGAGCUCGAAGCUGACGCGCGAGCAGGCCGAGCGCGCCCGGCUGGAAAACAAGGUCAAGAAGGAGAUGAAGGGCGCCCUCAGGGAGAUCCGGCGGGACAAGGCGUACAUCGCUUCUGUCAAGAUUCGGCAGAAGAUACAGAGCGACAACAUCCGCAAAGCAAAAGUGAAACAGAUCUACAAAGACGCGGCCAUACAACAAGGGGAAUUGAACAAAUUGAAACGCAUGAAGUGAUCUUAAUUAUGUUUAUUUUUUUAUGUAAAUAUAAUCUUCGAUAAAUUGUAUACAAAUGUUUAUCUUAAACCUAGUGUGCCAGUGGCGAAGAAAUGAUAAGUAGUGAAGUUGAAAGUUGCGACGUUAUUACAUACCACUG